This is a messenger RNA of Protopolystoma xenopodis, 465 nucleotides long. NCBI's taxonomy places the organism in Eukaryota, Metazoa, Platyhelminthes, Monogenea, Polystomatidea, Polystomatidae. The record is from the annotation of a GenBank genome assembly.
AUGUUAUGGGCUCGACUAUUUCUCACGGAAAGUCAUCAUAUUAUCCUCUGGUUACUCUGCCAACUGGGCCUCUACGCUAUCAUUCUCCUAACUGCGCAGAUCUUCUGGUGCAGCUUCAUAUUGCAUCUUACUCUGAUUGCAUUUGCUUGGUUAUGUUUCUCUUGGAACGCCGCUUGCUUCUAUCUUGACUACUUUGUUCGUUGCCCCAAGUCCCUUGAACUGUCGGUUAAGCCUGCAGCAUCUAGACCUUCCUGCUUCGAGGUGGAAUCACAGACUAGUCCUUUAGUCUACAGCCAACUGGGUGUUGGAAGACGGAUAAUCCAAGUCCCCGAACCUCCCGAUUUGCCUUCUUCAUUCGGUGAUAUUACUAAUACGGCCCAGCCAGAUGACCACAUAGAACACGCCAUAAAUCAUGUCAGCUUUAUCGAGAACCAUGACAUACAUACCCAUUGGCUGACCUCGUGA